This is a messenger RNA of Blastomyces dermatitidis ER-3, 2390 nucleotides long. RefSeq names its product nuclear pore protein. Gene Ontology annotation, molecular function: structural molecule activity; protein binding. Lineage: Eukaryota; Fungi; Ascomycota; Eurotiomycetes; Onygenales; Ajellomycetaceae. The record is from RefSeq and is a predicted model, not a curated record. Bases 427 to 1668 code for a protein of 413 amino acids. Gene Ontology annotation, cellular component: Seh1-associated complex; nuclear pore outer ring. The transcript has 4 exons. Gene Ontology annotation, biological process: cellular response to amino acid starvation; positive regulation of TORC1 signaling.
CUAAAAGUGGCUGCGAAAGCUAUGCCGCUGAGAGCAAGAGACGCGAUCAAGGGUUCACCGUCACCCUGGAAUGUAUUGGUUAUGACCCCCAGACAGGCGACAACCAGUGCCAGUAAGCUCCAGGUCUCAUUGCGGGUGAGGGUACCCUUCAUCUUAAAAAGAAACAGCUAACACGCUCCACGAAAUCAUGAAUAAAUCCAAACCGCGCCGGACCGCGGGGAAUCCCAAACGCAUCAUUGAGUUGUAACAAGUAAACAAACCAUAACCUUCUGCCACCUGUCAUCACGGUGGCCACUUCGUGUGUGGAUUCGGUAGAGAUGCUUGGACAUAUUAUGCCGCCUGUCACCGCCUUACUAGUGGAAUAUUUCCACAACAAGGUUAUCGUAAGCUUUCCAUUCACGUGAUAUCCAAACGUCAUUUAUAUAGAUGGGCGGAUGCAGCCGCUGGUCGGCUGAAGAUAUAGGACGCAGUAACCCGGAGGGACAAGAGGGACAAGAGGGACAAUUGCCCACUGCGACUGUGAAUAUCUGCGAUAUGACUGCUUUUACUGACUUUGAUGCUGGCCACCGCGAUCUGGUAACAGUCACGAAGUUCAACUUCUACGGCAACCGCAUCCUAACCGCGUCUUCCGAUCAUCGGAUCAAGAUCUGGGAUCAAAAGGAUGAAGGCUGGGAGCUUAUAGAUACAUGGCGCGCCCAUGAUGCGGAGAUUCGCGACGCAGCAUGGAAUGGCCCUUUUACGGGCCAGCAUAUCGGGAGUGUAGGGGAGGAUAUGAGGUUCAAGAUCUGGCAGGAGGACGUUACCCAGCCUCCAAAUUCCGGACGCCGUUUUCGGAAUAUCUUUCGCCUUACGUCCCCCGUUCGCGCUCCUUAUGUCUCGCUCGACUUCCGUAAUAUUGCCCUCGAUUCUUACCUCGCCCUGAUCACACGCGAUGGACUUCUCACCGUUCUCGAGCCUGUCAGCCCUGAUAGUUUGGCAGAAUGGCAACAGGUCGAUCAGUUCAGGGUCUGCACAGAACCGUCCCGCGGUGAGGAAACCAGCUUCAAAGUACAAUUCUACCAUGACCCCAUGGAUAUCACGCAAAUUAUUUUGCCCGGCUGGGAUAGCAAGUGCCUGUCCCUCGUCGUCGCGGCCAUGGAUACCGUGAAAAUCUAUCGGACAGAUGCGAACCGGCGAUUUUAUCAUGCCAUAGAGCUUGGAGGGCAUGGCGGCUUGGUGCGCGAUAUAUCAUGGGCUAACGGUUCCGUGCGCGGUUGCGACUUGAUUGCUAGCGGGUCGAAAGACGGCGUGGUGAAAGUAUUUGAAGUCUACACGGCCGUGACCAAUUCUACAAAUAACCCAGCGAACGGUAAUAGCCGGCAGGCAGUUGUUUCGUCUCAUUCAUCUACUAGUCGUGCAUCUACUCCGUCAGGUAUUGGUACGGCUCUUGCCAACCGCUCACCUGCUCCGCUGAUGAAUCGACAAGGAGGUGGAGACGCACUUUUUACCCACACAUACAAAGAAGUCGCAUCCAUUAAUAGCAAGCAUUUGGACGUGUGGCAGGUGGAAUUUUCCCAGGCAGGAGAUUGCCUCCUCUCGUCCGGUGAUGACGGCGCGGUUCGAUUCUGGAAACGGUCCAUAUCUGGGAAAUGGCUAGAGUUUGCAGAAAUGGAUAUGACUGAUGAAUGAGGCCCUUGUACCGCAGGGCGUUGAACCUAUCAGACAGUAGCCAAUCAAACCUGUUCGCCUUACUUUUAUCUUUCCCAGGCUUUGGUUAUAUCUCCUCACAUCCAGAUUGAGGUUUCCGCUUCACCUUCGUUUUCGCUUUGAUUUUCGUUGGGAGUACGAGAUCUCUUGGGCAUCUGCAUCGGCAGCUAUUUUACCUUUCUUUCCUUUUUUUUCUCCAUAAGAUACCCCGUCAUAUAUUCUCUUGUUUUCGUGUCUUGGCUCUCAUGCAUCAUUAUGUGCUUUUAAAUAUGGAUAUAUAAUAGAGGGGGAGACAAUUCAGCGUCAAUCUCACAAUAAUAUAUUUUUUCUUUAUUCCAGGUGACGGAAUGAUGAAAUUACGGCUAAGGAGUCCACUGACAACAUGGGCAUUGAGCCGCAGCCUGUUUUUCAUCAGGCUUUGAUCUCAUAGAACAUCUCACAACGUUCUUCGCACAACGGUUAAAACAGCGCGACAAAAAAACUAACGCUAGAGGCUACCUAGGUACUUUCGGCCAAUAUUCAUACAAUCGAUACGGUAAUUAUCGGCAAUUUAGUUAUCAAGUCAUAUCUGUAAAGUCUCCGUUGUUAAACAGGUAGAUAUGUCAGGGCAGCAGGUGACUCCAAGUCGACCAUAUGCUAUGAACACACAAAGUGAGCAUAACGGUCGCGAAGCCAAAAAAUGCCCGUGGUUCACUCGAGUACGC